AUGCCAAUGCUCAAGGAAGGAUUGAAGAAGCUGUACUUCCCCUCGACAGUACUCAAACUCGUUCGCAAUGGACCCAACAUCCCCGCCGUCUCCAACACUCUUACCUUCCGAGUCCCUCCCUCGAUGAACAAGUUUGAUAUCAAGUCUUAUCUCUCCAAUAUCUAUAAGCUCAACGUACUCACCGUCCGCACCGCCAACAUGCCCGCAAAACUCGCGGGUUCCGGAGGAAACACGAUUUUGAAGCGCCAAAAGUUCAAGAAGGCGGUUGUCACAAUCGAUCAAGAAUUUAAAUGGCCAGAUGCUCCCGAUAGCGCCGCUUUCGGAAUCCAGGAUGCUGUCAAUGAGCGAUCAAGGAUGUUGAACCGUCUCAAGGGCUGGAGGAUGAGGCCUAGCCACAGCGUUCAGGCGGCCAAGAAGGCUGGUGAGGCUGAGGCUAGCACUGGCACGGACGUCAAGGCAUGA
Messenger RNA from Gamsiella multidivaricata, 462 nucleotides. RefSeq lists its product as uncharacterized. The transcript has a single exon. Gene Ontology annotation, cellular component: ribosome; mitochondrial large ribosomal subunit. Gene Ontology annotation, molecular function: structural constituent of ribosome. The coding region runs from base 1 to 462 and encodes 153 amino acids. Gene Ontology annotation, biological process: mitochondrial translation. The record is from RefSeq and is a predicted model, not a curated record. NCBI's taxonomy places the organism in Eukaryota, Fungi, Mortierellomycota, Mortierellomycetes, Mortierellales, Mortierellaceae.